Hemisphaericaspora subhashii is the source of this 2213-nucleotide messenger RNA. RefSeq lists its product as uncharacterized. NCBI's taxonomy places the organism in Eukaryota, Fungi, Ascomycota, Pichiomycetes, Serinales, Debaryomycetaceae. The annotation marks the transcript as partial. The record is from RefSeq and is a predicted model, not a curated record. The transcript has a single exon.
CUGAGCCUUCUUCCGUUCCCGAUGCUGAAUCUUUCCAAGACUCUCAACUUGAGAUCCCAACAGAUGUAGGUGAAUUUUUUACAAGUGCAGAUGCAGAACCUUCCUCAUUCGAAUUCGAAGAUACCGAUUCCUCCACAAAUGUUGCUUCAGAACCUUCGUCCGAUGCAGACGCAGAUCCAACAAUCUCUGAAGAUGAUUUUUCAACAAAAUCAGAUGCCCAGCAGUUCACAAGUGAACAAGUUGAACCAUCAACAGAUGUUGUUAACGAGUCUUCCACAAAUGCAGACUCCUCCUUAGAAACACAAGAGCAAGCUGACUCAAGUUCACAUGAAGACACCAAGCCCGACACAAAUGCAUGGUUCCAAACCAGCCCAGAUGCGGAAAUACUCUCCAGCAGUGAACUGAAAUCUCUUUCAGAAUCAGAAACACUCUCGGGAAGAGAAAGCCAAACCGAACUCCUUGGUUCUGCGAGUACCGCCAUCGAAGAAGACAGUACAAUAACUCAAUUCCCUCCUACAGUUGCAGAAAUAGGUUCUAAUAUGACUCAAAUAAGAUGUCGAUUUACCACGAUUCGUGACGAAACGUUAUUGGUUACUACAUGCGAUGAGUACAACAUUUGUGAAACUUAUACUAAAGUUCGCCGGAUUGAUGUUGAAACUUUUUGCCCAACCGAUACAACAAUUGACAGUACUACCACCGAGCCUUACAGUUCUCUGAACCAAGAAGUGUUGGAGACUAUGUCACACAUUGAUACCGAAUGCGACGGGAAUUGUGAUGGGGUCAUUAAAGGAUCGAAUAGCGCAAUCACCAAAUCGUCUUCUGCUAUUUCGGCAAUUACAACCACUAAACCUUCCGAAGAGAUUGUUGAUUCUGGUAGUCUGGACGAAGAAAGCUGGUCUCAUAUGACAGAAAUGGCUACUGAAUGCCAAGGAAAAGAUUGUGAAGAAAUUAUUGAAGAAUCGACUACUAGCACCAAGGAAUCUUCUGCUAUUGAAACUAAUGAUCGCCUGGAACAACUUGCUGAUACGAGGAAACAAACUGCUGCCACAUGCGAAGGAAAAGAUUGCGAGAAAGUCAUUGACAGUUCAACAACUAAACCAUCUUCUGCCAUGGAAACUGCUCCUCUGGGACAAGUUGAUGAAACUUUGAGACAAACUACCACUAAAUGCAAACUGGGAGGUUGUAACGGUGCCAUUGAAGAAUUGAAUACAAGAAUUACCAAAGCUGUUUAUCCUCUGGGCCAACAAAUUGUUGAGACCUUGACACAAACUGUUACUGAAUGUGAAGAUCAAGUUUGUAACGAGAGUAUUGAAAUCUUGACGUCUACUAUAACCAAACCACCUUCAGCUAUUGAAACCAAUUAUCCUCUUGAUCAAGAAAUUGUAUUGACUUUGACACACACCAAUACUGAAUGCGAGGGCAGAGUUUGUAAAGAGAUUAUCCAAGAAUGGACCACAACAGUUACUAAAAGGUAUACAGGUAUUGUAACCAGUGCUAGUCCCAGUGAUGGCGGUAAUGCUAGUAUCAACCAUAAUGGUAGUGGAAGUGACGGCGGCAGUGGUAGUAGCAACCGCAGUAAUGAUAAAGGUAAUGUUAUUGACAGCAGUAGUGGCAAUGAAACUCGCAAUGCUAUUGCUGGUAAUGCUAACGGUAGCGGUGCUGGUAGAGACAAUGGAAGUGGCAGCAGGGGCAGUGGCAUUGGGAGUGGCGCUGGUAUUGAUACUGGUAGUGGUAGUGGUAGUGACAGGAGCAGUGGUAUUGCUAGUGAUGUUGAGAGUGGUAACAGCGGCAAUGCUGGCGUUGGUAGUAGUGGCGACAGCAGCAGGGACAGUGGUAUUGGAAGCGGUAUUGGAAUUGGAAGUAGCAGUAUUGCUAGUGAUAGUGGCAGUGACAGUGACAGCACCAAUAUUGGUAUUGGAAUUGGCGGUAGCGGUACUGGUAGUGGAAAUGACAGCGAUGGCAGCCGUGGUAUUGGUAGUGAUACUAGUACUAGUGGUGGUGGAAGUGACAGCAGCAGUAACAGCGGUAAUGGCGGUGCUGGUGACAGCGAAGCUGCUUCAAUCGAACGUGUAUCUGGUACUGCUUUUGGUAGUGGUUCUGUCGAAGAAUCCAAUACCAAUGUUCCAUCUGAAGUAUUAGACGCUGCAGGAAAGAGAUUAGAACCUACCUUACUAGCAGUAUUAUCUAUUGUUAUUCCAUUUGUGAUUUUUUAG